AUGGCUGGGAAAUCUGCUAAAAAACAUGCUAUUAACAACACAAGAAUUUUAAAUCAAUCGAUCUACAUAUCUAGUGGUUUGAUUACUCUAUCUUUAUCAAGACUCUUUCUAAGUAAUGAUAAAUCUGUAACUCUAUCGUUUUUCUUCAAUCUUAAAUUGAUUUUAUCUCAAUUACCACUUUUGGUAUGUCUCUACAUCCUAAAUAAAACAGGUAGACCAAUCUGGUCUAAUGGUGAAUUGAAAAAUGAAGGCUCAAUGAUCAAUUUAUCAAACCCUCAGGGAUUGGUCGAAUAUAUGCUGGAUAUAAUUUAUUUAUCAUGGGUCGGUGACAUUUUUUUGACCAUUUUUAAUUCAUUUAAAUUGAUUUGGUUAAUUUGGAUCAUCGUAAUCCCAAGUUAUAUAAUUUAUAAGCUAUUCCAAUUGAGAAAUCAGUUUGGUGGUUCAAAAUCCUUCAAUAUUCCACAACAAAAUAAUAAAAAUGCCAGAAGUAGAAGAAGUAUAAAUGCAAAAGAAACUGAAAAAUCUAAAAGACAAUUGAAAAGAGAAAAUAGGUCUAAUGAAAAGGUUAAAUAUAGGUAUAAAUAG
Arxiozyma heterogenica is the source of this 585-nucleotide messenger RNA. RefSeq names its product Snd2p (gene SND2). The record is from RefSeq and is a predicted model, not a curated record. The transcript has a single exon. Gene Ontology annotation, biological process: vacuolar protein processing. Gene Ontology annotation, cellular component: intracellular membrane-bounded organelle. The coding region runs from base 1 to 585 and encodes 194 amino acids. Lineage: Eukaryota; Fungi; Ascomycota; Saccharomycetes; Saccharomycetales; Saccharomycetaceae.